Coffea eugenioides is the source of this 1367-nucleotide messenger RNA. Its product is annotated as cytosolic sulfotransferase 12-like. The record is from RefSeq and is a predicted model, not a curated record. Gene Ontology annotation, biological process: sulfation. The coding region runs from base 217 to 1251 and encodes 344 amino acids. The transcript has a single exon. Gene Ontology annotation, cellular component: cytoplasm. Lineage: Eukaryota; Viridiplantae; Streptophyta; Magnoliopsida; Gentianales; Rubiaceae. Gene Ontology annotation, molecular function: sulfotransferase activity.
CCAGGUAUCCACUAUCCUAUGUUCGUAGUGGAUCAAGUUGGACGUGGCACCCAAUUAGGCUAAUACUGUCUAUAUUUUAGGACCAGUUGCUGGCUCGAAGUCCGAGGGGGAUCCAAAGCCCUACACUACUCCUCCUCCUCCGGCUCCAUCAUAUUAGUACGUGUGAAAAAAAGAAAAAAAAAUACCUCCGGUCUUAGUACUAGUAAAAGGGGGCAAAUGGCCACAUCUAAAGGAUCUUCAAUCCCGAGCUCCGGCAACUCACAUGAUCAUCAAGAUGAUGAUGCUUCUUUCAGAGUAAAUGAGCUGCCCAGAGCUCGUUUCUGGGAUGCCAUGGAUAUUUGUCAAUGGGAAGGCAGCUGGUUCGAGCCUGGUCUGGUGAAGCCCGCCGUGACUUUCCGGACAACCUUCCAAGCUCACCACGACGACGUUCUCCUUGCUUCACCACCCAAAACAGGUACCACCUGGCUCAAGGCCCUUUGUCUUUGCAUCAUGCAAAAUCCCAUUCCCAUCGCUACCUCUGAUAUUGGAGUCAAUGCUGAAGCUGCUGCCGACGAUGAUGAUGAUAUUUUGGCCAAAGACAAUCCCCAUUUCCACAUACAAACUAUUGAGAGUAUGAUUUAUGCUACAAAACCCCAUCCUGAUCUUUACUCCACCCCUUCUCCCAGACUUUUUCACACUCAUUUGCCUUACAAAGUCCUGCCAGAUUCAACCAAGAAUAGUCCCGGCUGCAAAAUCGUGUACAUCACCAGAAACCCGAAAGACACCCUAAUUUCACUAUGGCAUUUUUUCAACUCCAUUUUCAGGCCAAAUGGUCUAGAACCUUAUCCUCUAGAUAGAGCGGUGGACUGCUUUUGUAGUGGUGUGCAUCAAUAUGGACCCUUUUUCGAUCAUGUUCUGGAGUACUGGCUGGAGAGCCAAAAGAGGCCCACCAAGAUUUUGUUUCUCAAGUAUGAAGAGCUGAAAAGAGAACCCAAGGCAGAGGUGAAGAAGCUGGCUUCGUUUCUUGGAAGGCCCUUCGCUAGCGAAGAGGAGGUGGAGAAAGUGGUGUGGAGGUGUAGCUUGGAGAGGCUGAGGAACUUGGAGGUGAACAAGAAUGGUUCCAUCUUGUACGGAGUGCCUAACAGUUCCUACUUCAGACGGGGUGCGGUGGGAGAUUGGAAGAAUUACUUGACCCCAGAGCUGGAAGAGCAAAUCAACCGGACUGCUUGCUCCAAAUUUGAGGGCUCUGGUCUCUGUCUCGAGGAUGCUUGAAGCUGUGUACUACCACUACUACUUUGCUUAUACUCCUAUAUCUGUCUCUUUGUUUUUUAAGAUUUCUUUGUUUUUUUUAUAGGAUGCUUGGUGAGAAUUUCAUUUCCUGACGACUG